This is a messenger RNA of Lecanosticta acicola, 733 nucleotides long. Lineage: Eukaryota; Fungi; Ascomycota; Dothideomycetes; Mycosphaerellales; Mycosphaerellaceae. The record is from the annotation of a GenBank genome assembly.
AUGAUCAUAUACCGUCGCAAAGAAGAAAGCCUCCCUCCCAGCACCACCACGUUCUCCAUGGAUCAAUCGACAACCUCCCCCUUCCUCGCCCUUCCCGCCGAACUACGAUGCCAAAUCUACGAGCAUUUGCUCCUGCAAGGGCGAGGGCAUCCGAUCGGCGCGAACAUCUUGCGGACGUGUAAGCAGAUCUACGCAGAAGGGAUGCCGAUGUUGUACGGGGAGAAUACGUUCCUGGCGCAUCCGAGUCUGUUGGCUAGCUUGCCUACGUUUCUGGUGGGAGUGAGGCCGAGCAAGAUUGUGGCUCCGAUGCCGGUGAAGUGCGAGAGGGUGGUGGGGAUGAUACGUAUGUUCUGAUCCAGUUCACACACAUGCACCGAGGAGCAUAGGGACUGACGAGUUGUCGUUUUUAGGGAGAUUCUAUCUCCUCGUCCGCCUCGAUUGUGACCCACGGUUUACUUCUCUGCAGGCGCAGGAGUCCUUCUCCGGAGUCUCGAAUCUGGAAUUGGAAGUGUUCCAGGCGAUGUACGGGAGUUGCGAUUUCUCGGUCUUGAGGUUGUUUGAGGGUGUGAGGGGUGUGGGCAAGGCGAGGGUGCAGGGUAGUAUUGGGGAUGGGAAGUAUGCGCGAUGGUUGGAGAGGUGUAUGGAGAGUGCGGAGGGGACGGAGAUGGGGUUUGUGGAGGAUUGCCGUGCUGGGAUUCAGGGCUGGGAUGCGUGGGCGCAGGGGAAUCGGUGA